AUGUCUCAGAUUCCAAACCUGGAGAAUGCCCCAAUCAAUCUCACUUCCAUUCGAGCUCGAGCUCAAACGGAGCUGGAAAGCAUCCUCAAAAAUGUUCGAGGAGACAAAUGUUUGGUGAUUGAUCCGAAGCUUAGUGGGUCUCUGUCACUUCUGGUCCAAAGCUCGGAACUGAAGAAACAUGGUGCUGAAUUGCGGCAUCUAACAGCAGAGCCAAUUCAAACUGAGCGCACCAAAGUGGUGUACCUUGUUCGAGCGCAGCUUGAUUUGAUGAAAUCCAUUUGCUCACACAUUCAUAAUGAUACAUCAAAAGGGCUUCAUAGGGAGUACUACCUCUACUUUGUUCCUCGCCGGCUGGUUGCAUGUGAAAAGGUACUUCAGGAGGAAAAAGUUCAUGAAUUGUUGAACAUUGGGGAAUUUCCAUUGUACAUGAUUCCACUGGACGAGGAUUUAAUAUCAUUCGAGCUUGAUCUAGCUCAGAAAGAAUAUUUGGUGGAUGGAGAUGCUACCUCUCUCUGGCAUAUUUCAAAAGGCAUUCACAAUCUGGAGUUUUCUUUUGGAGUAAUACCAAAUGUUAGGGCCAAGGGCAAGGCAGCUACACGUGUUGCUGACAUUUUAAAUAGGAUGCAAGCUGAAGAGCCUAUUAACAGAUCAGAUGUCGGCAUUCCAGAAAUAAACACUCUUGUACUUCUGGAUAGAGAGGUCGAUAUGGUCACUCCAAUGUGUACCCAAUUAACAUAUGAGGGACUGCUAGACGAGUUUCUUGGUGUCAAUAAUGGAGCUGUGGAACUUGAUGGAUCCAUCAUGGGAGUUCAACAAGAAGGGAAGAAAAUGAAGAUUCCACUUAAUUCUAGUGACAAAUUAUUCAAGGAGACACGAGAUCUGAAUUUUGAAGUCGUUGUCCAGGUUCUUCGUCAAAAAGCGACAUCCAUGAAGCAAGACUACACAGAAAUUUCCACUACAACUCAGACAGUCUCUGAAUUGAAGGACUUCGUGAAGAAGCUUAAUUCAUUACCUGAGAUGACUCGGCACAUAAAUCUUGCUCAGCAUUUGUCAACACUAACGUCAAAACCAUCCUUUCCUGGGAGACUUGAUAUGGAACAAACACUAUUGGAAGCGCAGAGCUAUGAAAUAUGUUUUGAUUAUAUUGAAGAAAUGAUCCAUAAGCAGGAGCCUCUUGUACUUGUCCUACGGCUACUAAUCUUAUUUUCAAUAACAAACUCAGGGUUGCCAAAAAGGAAUUUUGAUUAUUUGAGGAGAGAGAUUCUUCACAGCUAUGGUUUCGAGCAUAUUGUUACACUUGACAACUUAGAAAAAGCUGGACUUUUUAGGAAGCAGGACUCCAAAAGCAACUGGCUGACCGUCAAACGUGCUUUGCAACUGUUAGUUGAGGAUACUGACACAGCUAAUCCAAAGGAUAUUUCCUAUGUCUUCUCUGGAUAUGCACCUCUCAGUGUUCGACUUGUUCAGCAGGCAAUACGAUCAGGAUGGCGCCCUGUUGAAGAAAUACUGAGGCUGCUGCCUGGGCCCCACUCGGAAAUCAAGAGAGGUGGAUUUUCUAGCAUCCCAUCUUAUGACACUCUGCCAGGAUCUCUAAACAGUUUGGAAAAACAUGCGGAUGGAAGGCGUGCAUUAGUCCUUGUAAUUUUUAUUGGAGGAGUUACAUUUGCUGAGAUUUCUGCUCUCCGUUUUCUCAGUUCUCAGGAAGGAAUGGCAUACGAAUUGAUCAUUGGAACAACAAAAAUUGUAAACGGGCAGAGCUUGAUCGAAACCUUUGUAGACAGGUUGGGUUGA
Messenger RNA from Striga hermonthica, 1791 nucleotides. Lineage: Eukaryota; Viridiplantae; Streptophyta; Magnoliopsida; Lamiales; Orobanchaceae. The record is from the annotation of a GenBank genome assembly.